AUGGCAGAUUUAAGAGAUGUGCAUGGCAACCCCAUUCAACUCACAGAUGAGCAUGGCAAUCCUGUUCAAUUGACUGACGAACAUGGUAACCCCGUCCACGUCUCUGGUGUCGCGACCACCCACACUGAGCAGCAGCAGACUCAGAUGGGAUAUGAUAUUUCCGCUGCUUAUGAUGCUCAGCCUCAGCAGCAACUUUACUAUAAGCAGCCGUUCCCAGAGGCACAGCGGGUACAUUACGAGGUUUCCAACACUACCAGAGAAGAGAUUCUGCGUUCCAACACCUCCAGCUCGUCAGAGGAUGAUGUGAUGUGUGGUAGAAGGAAGAAGAAAGGGUUAAAGGAGAAAAUAAAGGAGAAGCUAACGGGUGGUAAACAUAAGGCGGCGGAGGCCGGGAAGGAAUCACAAACCGUGACCUACGUUGCCAAAACCAGCGUCACAACAACCACCAGCGACGCAAUGUCGCCCCCUGAGCACCACCACCACCAUGAUCAACACCAGAAGAAGAGUAUGACGGAGAAGAUAAAGGAAAAAUUGCCUGGUCAUCAUAGCCAUUGAGGAGC
Molecule: messenger RNA, 560 nt
Organism: Hibiscus syriacus
Lineage: Eukaryota; Viridiplantae; Streptophyta; Magnoliopsida; Malvales; Malvaceae
Product: embryogenic cell protein 40-like
Exons: 2
Coding region: 1-555 (184 amino acids)
Biological process (GO): response to water
Source: RefSeq, a predicted model, not a curated record